AUGUGUGAUAAAGUACUAGGUUUAUUUGAAGAAAUAACUUUAAAUCUUAGUGAUGUUAGUUACACCAUUGUUUUCAAUGCAUGUGCUCAAGUCUCUAUUGAUCGAGCAAUGAAAAUUGGAAGAAAACUUCUAAAUCAAAUCCAUAAGAACUUUCUAAAUGAUAAUAAAUUACUAACUUCAGCAAUAAAUAUGUUAAUGAGAUUUGGUGAUGUUAGCAGUGCUGAGAAUCUUUUUCAAAUGAUCCAAAAAAAGAACAUAAUUACUUAUGGAACUAUGAUGAAUGGAUAUAAUAUAAAUAAUGAACCAUUGAAAAGUUUAAAACUUUUUGAAGAUAUGAAGCGAGAUGAUAUAAAUGCCGAUGCAAUCGUAUUAAUCAUACUGAUUGGUGCAUGUGCACGAAUUGGUAUGCUUUCAAAAUGUCAAUCAAUUGUUGCUCAAAUUCCUUUGCACUUAUAUGAGAACCAACGUAUACGCAAUUUCAUUAAUUCAUAUGUGGUUAAUUCUUUUGGACUUAAUCGAAUGGACUCAGAAGCUUUAGAUUUAUAUCAAAAGAUGCCUAAUAAUCUACAAGAUGAAGUUUCAUCCAUUUGUGUGUUAAAUGCAUGUUCUCAUUCGGGUCUUCUUAAUGAAGCGCAUUCUAUCUUCAAUGAAGUCUCUCAUAAAACGAAAAAAAUUAUUACGGCAAUGCAAUUCAAGGCUCAUGAUCGUUCUCAUUCUCGAUCAAAAGAAAUUUAUGCUGACGCUGAACGUAUAUCAUCUGAACUUAUUAAACAUGGACAUAAUUAUGAUUCAAGUUGGAUUACUCGUCCGUUACAUGAAAAUGAAACAAUUGAAUCUGUUUUAUUUGCUCAUAGUGAACGACUUGCAAUUGCCUUUAAUUUUAUUCAAGAAACAAAACCAUCGUUUAUUCAAAUUACAAAAAAAUCUUCGUGUUUGCGGUGA
Rotaria socialis is the source of this 942-nucleotide messenger RNA. Lineage: Eukaryota; Metazoa; Rotifera; Eurotatoria; Philodinida; Philodinidae. The record is from the annotation of a GenBank genome assembly.